GGUGGGGGCUCGCCGCACAGCGCCCGUCGCCGUCGCGGCUUCCGGUGCUAGGUGGAGGGAAGGCAGGAGGGAGCCGGGGAGCGGGCAGGGGCAGCCGGCGCGCCACGGUCGGCUUGGGGAGCGGGAGCCCGGCGGAGGCUGCGGGAACAGGAUCAAGUCCUCCAUACCAGGGACCAGUCCAAGACCAGACUACCGUUGUUCCGCUACCUUGGGCCCCAUUGUCCUCAGAAAGCAGCUGCUGCCGUCAUGGGCAAUAUCUUUGGAAACCUUCUGAAGAGCCUGAUUGGAAAGAAGGAGAUGCGCAUCCUGAUGGUGGGCCUGGAUGCUGCAGGGAAGACGACCAUCCUGUACAAGCUGAAGCUGGGCGAGAUCGUCACCACCAUCCCUACCAUUGGGUUCAACGUGGAAACCGUGGAAUACAAGAACAUCAGCUUCACAGUGUGGGAUGUGGGUGGCCAAGACAAGAUUCGGCCUCUCUGGAGACACUACUUCCAGAACACCCAAGGCUUGAUAUUUGUGGUCGACAGCAAUGACCGGGAGCGAGUAAACGAGGCCCGGGAAGAACUGAUGAGGAUGCUGGCAGAGGACGAACUCCGGGAUGCUGUGCUCCUUGUCUUUGCAAACAAACAGGAUCUGCCUAAUGCUAUGAAUGCUGCUGAGAUCACGGACAAGCUGGGCCUCCAUUCCCUGCGUCACCGCAACUGGUACAUUCAGGCCACCUGUGCCACCAGCGGAGAUGGGCUGUACGAAGGCCUGGACUGGCUGGCCAAUCAGCUCAAAAACAAGAAGUGAGAGCCAGCAGCCCUGUCCCAGCUACCCUGUCGACCCCCCAACACACCUGCUGCCUCCCUGCCCCGGCCUUGCUCCUUCCUUCCCAUUGCAAAUGUGGCCAGGGCCCUGGGCAUCAUGUCCGCAUGCCCAGGGAAAGCCUUGCCUCCCCUGCCCCCUCUCCUCGCCUCCAUUGCCCUGUCCACUGACAUGACCAGUCCCCAAUUGCUGUCCUGAUGAUGAAGCAUUCCAAUUUACUGGAUUUAAAACAAAACAAGGUUGUUAUGGUUUCA
This is a messenger RNA of Ochotona princeps (American pika), 1061 nucleotides long. It is a transcript of the gene ARF3, whose product is annotated as ADP ribosylation factor 3. Gene Ontology annotation, cellular component: plasma membrane; cytoplasm. The record is from RefSeq and is a predicted model, not a curated record. The coding region runs from base 247 to 792 and encodes 181 amino acids. NCBI's taxonomy places the organism in Eukaryota, Metazoa, Chordata, Mammalia, Lagomorpha, Ochotonidae. The transcript has 5 exons. Gene Ontology annotation, biological process: vesicle-mediated transport; intracellular protein transport. Gene Ontology annotation, molecular function: GTPase activity; GTP binding.